Messenger RNA from Acomys russatus (golden spiny mouse), 2930 nucleotides. RefSeq names its product NF2, moesin-ezrin-radixin like (MERLIN) tumor suppressor (gene Nf2). Gene Ontology annotation, molecular function: actin binding; cell adhesion molecule binding. The record is from RefSeq and is a predicted model, not a curated record. Gene Ontology annotation, cellular component: adherens junction; apical part of cell; cytoskeleton. Lineage: Eukaryota; Metazoa; Chordata; Mammalia; Rodentia; Muridae. The transcript has 17 exons. The coding region runs from base 368 to 2143 and encodes 591 amino acids. Gene Ontology annotation, biological process: regulation of cell shape; regulation of gliogenesis; positive regulation of protein localization to early endosome.
CGCGGCCCCGCGACCCCGGCCGGCCGCGGAGAGGCGCGACGUCCGCGCCCCAUCCGUCUAGGAUUCCUGUCCCGGGGCGCCCCCGGCGUCCCCAGCCCGAGUCCCCAAGCUCGGGGCCGCGCCCGCUCCCGCCGGCGUCCCGUCCCCUCCGUCGGCAGACACUGUCCCUUAACUCACCUCUCCGUACCCGGGUCCGGGUCCUCGCGGCCCAUGCUGGCCGCUGGGGACCCACGCAGCCUAGGUCUGUCUUGGGCUGGCCAGCCGGCCACCAUGGUGGCCCUGAGGCCUGUGCAGCUCCUUCAGGGGGGCUAAUAGACCCAGACCGCGGGCCUAGGGGUCAGAGGGUCCCAGGCCAGUCCCCCGCGCCAUGGCCGGAGCCAUCGCUUCCCGCAUGAGCUUCAGCUCGCUCAAGAGGAAGCAGCCCAAGACAUUCACGGUGCGGAUCGUCACCAUGGACGCCGAGAUGGAGUUCAACUGCGAGAUGAAAUGGAAAGGGAAGGACCUGUUUGAUUUGGUGUGCCGGACCCUGGGGCUUCGGGAAACCUGGUUCUUUGGACUGCAGUACACAAUCAAGGACACCGUGGCUUGGCUCAAAAUGGACAAGAAGGUGUUGGAUCAUGAUGUUUCGAAGGAAGAACCAGUUACCUUUCACUUCCUGGCCAAAUUUUACCCUGAGAACGCCGAGGAGGAGCUAGUUCAAGAGAUCACGCAACACUUAUUUUUCUUACAGGUGAAGAAGCAGAUUUUGGAUGAAAAGAUCUACUGCCCUCCUGAGGCUUCAGUGCUCUUGGCUUCCUAUGCUGUUCAGGCCAAGUAUGGCGACUAUGACCCCUCUGUGCAUAAGCGGGGAUUUUUAGCUCAAGAGGAAUUGCUUCCAAAAAGGGUAAUAAAUCUAUACCAGAUGACUCCAGAAAUGUGGGAGGAGAGAAUUACUGCUUGGUACGCAGAGCACCGGGGCAGAGCCAGGGAUGAAGCAGAAAUGGAGUAUUUGAAGAUAGCUCAGGACCUGGAGAUGUACGGUGUGAACUACUUUACAAUCCGGAAUAAAAAGGGCACAGAGUUGCUGCUUGGAGUGGAUGCUCUCGGCCUUCAUAUCUAUGACCCUGAGAACAGGCUGACCCCCAAGAUCUCCUUCCCAUGGAAUGAAAUCCGAAACAUCUCCUACAGCGACAAGGAGUUUACUAUUAAACCACUGGAUAAGAAAAUUGAUGUCUUCAAAUUUAACUCCUCAAAGCUACGUGUUAAUAAGCUGAUUCUCCAGCUGUGUAUUGGGAACCAUGACCUGUUCAUGAGGAGGAGGAAAGCUGACUCUUUAGAAGUUCAGCAGAUGAAAGCCCAGGCCAGAGAGGAGAAGGCUAGAAAGCAGAUGGAGCGGCAGCGGCUGGCUCGGGAGAAGCAGAUGCGGGAGGAGGCCGAGCGUACAAGAGACGAGUUAGAGAGGAGGCUCCUGCAGAUGAAAGAAGAAGCAACGAUGGCCAAUGAAGCUCUGAUGCGGUCUGAGGAAACGGCGGACCUGUUGGCUGAAAAGGCUCAGAUCACAGAGGAGGAGGCCAAGCUUCUGGCUCAAAAGGCUGCAGAGGCUGAGCAAGAGAUGCAGCGGAUCAAGGCCACAGCCAUUCGGACAGAGGAGGAGAAGCGCCUGAUGGAGCAGAAGGUGCUGGAGGCUGAAGUGCUGGCACUGAAGAUGGCAGAGGAGUCAGAGAGGAGGGCCAAGGAGGCUGAUCAGCUAAAGCAAGACUUGCAGGAAGCCCGCGAAGCAGAGCGAAGAGCCAAGCAGAAGCUCUUAGAAAUCGCCACCAAGCCCACAUAUCCACCCAUGAACCCAAUCCCAGCACCACUGCCUCCUGACAUACCUAGCUUUGACGUCAUCGGUGACAGCCUGUCAUUUGACUUCAAGGAUACUGACAUGAAGCGGCUUUCCAUGGAGAUAGAGAAAGAAAAAGUAGAGUACAUGGAGAAGAGCAAGCAUCUGCAGGAGCAGCUCAAUGAACUCAAGACAGAAAUUGAAGCCUUGAAACUUAAAGAGAGGGAGACAGCCUUGGACAUCCUACACAACGAGAACUCAGACAGGGGCGGCACCAGCAGCAAGCACAAUACCAUUAAAAAGCCUCAAGCCCAAGGCAGAAGACCUAUCUGCAUUUGAGUCCUCAAAGGCAGCAAACACAGAGUACUGGUGCAUCUUUAAGCCAGUUGCAGUGAGCUGGCUGUCCCAUGGCUGCCCUAAAGGCCACUGUGGCUUCUGCCCCCUACAGCAUGGAAGGAGCUGUGCAUGGACAAUCUCGUCUGCAAAAGUCCCAUUGCAGACACCCAGGAGAUGAGCAGGCAGCAUUUGUGAUGAGUCAAUUAAUUAAAGCAUUACAGAUUAUUCUCUUAACGUGCCUAGGCAGUAGAAGAAAUUUAUUUUGCCCAGAAUUAAAAUGUCACCCCACCUCUGUUACUGCCUGAUCCCCAGUCAUAUCCAUGCCAGUGGGCCGCUGACACUCUGACAGGAGUGUAGACUGAAUCUUUUAGCAUUCUUACUGUAGUCAAGUAGAAAAAACCCUGAACCUUCUGCCCCGAAAACUGUACUUGUUCAUUGUCCCAGCAAAGGAGAUUAGCCUCUAAAGUCACAGUAGAUCCUUUCUCAGGCAAAUGAGAGCUUACUGAGGUCCCAAGAACCCAUGGCAUAAACACUGAUUUUGAGUGUCCUUUGAGCCUGAGUAAGUGAGUGAGCUUCUGUUUGUCAGCUUCAUGCCCACUCUGGUACUUUUACCCUGACACCACGCAGUGUGUGCUCUGAGCAGGGCACUGGAACACACGGGCAGGCAGAACUCUGCAAGUGGUGACACCGUGGCACGAGGGUACCCAAGUGGGUCUGUGGUGGUUCAUGAACUCUGGUUUGCACUAGGCAAGCAGAAAAUCCUGAUUUGCCUUACUCAGUGCCCCAAUUU